GCCGCGGUGACCGUCCUCGCGGUCCUUCGGCUCGCGCCCCGCCCCCGGCGCCCCCUCCACUGUCGCGCGCUGGGGCUGUUUCUCGCUCCUCGCGAGUUACUGUCGCCGCCUUCGCCGCUGCUCCUCCUCUCCCAGCCUUGGGUGUCCCUCGGGCUGCCGCCGCCGCUGUCUCUGCGGGCUGUAUGAGGAGGAGGAGGACGACGAUGUGAAGAUGGCGGAGCUGCAGAUGCUGCUGGAAGAGGAAAUCCCGGGGGGCCGCCGGGCCCUCUUCGACAGUUACACGAAUCUGGAACGGGUGGCCGAUUACUGCGAGAACAACUACAUCCAGUCAGCAGAUAAGCAGCGAGCACUAGAAGAAACCAAAGCCUACACCACCCAAUCCUUAGCAAGUGUUGCCUAUCUGAUAAACACCUUGGCCAACAAUGUCCUGCAGAUGCUGGAUAUCCAGGCAUCCCAACUACGAAGGAUGGAAUCUUCAAUCAAUCAUAUUUCACAAACAGUCGAUAUUCAUAAAGAGAAAGUUGCAAGAAGAGAAAUUGGUAUUUUGACUACCAAUAAAAACACUUCAAGGACACACAAGAUUAUUGCUCCAGCCAACCUUGAACGACCAGUUCGUUAUAUUAGAAAACCUAUUGACUAUACAAUUCUAGAUGAUAUUGGACAUGGAGUAAAGGUGAGUACCCAGAAUAUGAAGAUGGGUGGGCUGCCACGUACAACACCUCCAACUCAGAAACCCCCCAGUCCCCCAAUGUCAGGGAAAGGGACACUUGGGCGGCACUCCCCCUAUCGCACACUGGAGCCAGUGCGUCCUCCAGUGGUACCAAAUGAUUACGUACCUAGCCCAACCCGUAAUAUGGCUCCCUCGCAGCAGAGCCCUGUGAGGACAGCUUCUGUGAAUCAAAGAAAUCGAACUUACAGCAGCAGUGGGAGCAGUGGUGGAAGCCACCCAAGUAGUCGGAGCAGUAGUCGUGAGAACAGUGGAAGUGGGAGUGUGGGAGUUCCUAUUGCUGUUCCUACUCCAUCUCCUCCCAGUGUCUUUCCAGGUCAUCCUGUUCAGUUCUACAGCAUGAAUAGGCCUGCCUCUCGUCAUACUCCUCCAACAAUAGGUGGCUCGUUGCCCUAUAGACGCCCUCCUUCCAUAACUUCACAAACAAGCCUUCAGAAUCAGAUGAACGGAGGACCUUUUUAUAGUCAGAAUCCAGUAUCUCUUGCUCCUCCUCCUCCCUCCAUCCUACAGGUAACUCCUCAGUUACCUUUAAUGGGAUUUGUGGCCAGAGUCCAAGAAAAUAUUUCAGAUACACCCCCUCCACCACCACCUGUGGAAGAACCGGUCUUUGAUGAAUCCCCACCUCCACCUCCUCCCCCAGAAGAUUAUGAAGAGGAGGAAGCAGCUGUGGUUGAGUAUAGCGAUCCUUACGCUGAAGAGGACCCACCGUGGGCUCCAAGGUCUUAUUUGGAAAAGGUUGUGGCAAUUUAUGAUUAUACAAAAGACAAGGAAGAUGAGCUGUCCUUUCAGGAAGGAGCCAUUAUUUAUGUCAUCAAGAAGAAUGAUGAUGGAGAGAAGACAACUGUGCAGAAAGCAGAGUUGGUGGCAGUCAGCAGAAAUGCAGCUUGUCUGUUGGACCCCUGCUGGAUUGGAGAGUACUGAAGACACUGGUGAAGUCCUUUAUACUGAAGACCCGCAGCAGGGGGAAUCCAUGGGUCAGCUGAUUUAUUUUCUAUAUGUGUGAUUUUAGUUUUACAAAUACUACCUGUUGGAUUUUCUGCAUAUUUUUUAUUUUUGUAGAGUGUUAAAGUCUAUACAUUGUCUUGGAAGGAUACUAUGUAAUGAUUAUGGGCCAGGCCUACAGUAAUUGGAGACUUUUAACGUAUGUAAUAUUUCAUAGAUUGCAUGCUAUUAAUAGUCUGUGAGGGUAGUAUUUCCUGUCUUAUUAUAAGUUUCCUCCAUUUAUCUUUUUAUAAACUAAAAGAUGGUAUUAGGAACUCCAAAAGAAUGCAGAAAUUCUUAAUGCUAUACUGUUGAUAUUUUAGCAAUGAUCCAAGUCUAGAAUCUGCUGACCAGUGAGCAACCAUUUUAUCUGGGUUGUGGGACUCUAAUGGGAGUAGGAUUCUUCCCUCCUGAAGUGUUUUUGACUAUGUUUCUAUUUCCUUCUUUUCCUUUAUAGGAAAAAAAAAAGUGACUGAAUAUUCCCCCUCCCCCCCUUUUUUGGGGUAUCACUAUUUGAAAGUCCAUGGGAUAUGAAUGAAAAUACUUUCUUGCUGUCCUUGACCUUAUGGCCAAGGCAAUAAAUCAUAAACAAAAAUGGUGCCAGUGUGUCAAAAUCUAGACCUGAGAGCUUCAGCCUGCUGUGUUUGGAACAAAUAUGAAUCUUUUAAAAUGUCUUGUUCCCAGUAUUUUCCAUCUUUUGGCUACUCCUUUUCUGUCUUCCUCAGAGGCACCUGCUGUUCCCAUCUUAGGGUAGGCAAGGGCCUGCUAAUUGUGCUGUUUAUUGCUCAGCUAGAGAGAAUGUUUUAUCCAUAUUUAUAGUGAUGUCUGUAGUAAACCUGUGCUCCUUAGCAGUUUUAUGUUGAUUAAAGAAUAAGAUUUUUCUGUUUGGGAGUCACCAAAAAUCUUUUUGUUUUCAUUUUCUUUUGGCUGGUGACCUUUCUGCAUUAAGAACUAUUCUUUUAUCUUUUAUUACCUGAAGGCCACCUUUACCUUUGAAAAGGGUUUGAUGGAGGAAUUGCAGGUGGACUGCCAGGUCUUUGAAAAGUACUGAGAUCUGUUCACUUCUGAACUUCUUUGGUGAGGAACUCCUGAUUGGUGUUGAAGUGAUAAUUUUGCCUACACAAUUUACUUAGAAUCAUAGAAUUUUAGAGCUAGAUGAGAUUUAAACAUUUUUUUAUUCAGUCUCAUUUGAAUGAUGAGGAUAGAUGUUUCUUUUUAGAUGAACAGCUAGUUAGUAAUGGUAGAGUUCCUGACUCAAUGCCCAGUACGCUUCUCCACUGUACCACAACUGUCUUAAUUAAAUGUGCUGUAUUUUUCUUUAAAAAUUGAGUUCUACUUGAUGUUUUCAGGAUUAUACUUGAAGGAGAUAUGCCAUGUUUUGAUAAAUACCAUCAGAGUAUUUGGACUGUUGUUUAAAGGAGUGUACUAAGUGCAACCUUAAUUAGCGAAAAUAAUCUUCAUCUACCCCUUCUAAAACUAUACUCAGUAUAAACACUUUUUUCCAUAAGGUGUGUGUAGCAAAAAUAUGUUGUUUGUCCCUGGCAGGAGUGCAGCACAGCAAACAGCCUUAUUUGAGAGAGCCUUAUAAAACAGUUAUAAAUGGAGGCAUUGAGCUCAUUAGCUGUAAGUUUAUUUUAUGCUAACUUUGUUCCUAUUCUGUUGAGUCUCAUAAUUAAAAAAAAAAAAUUUACGAAUGAAAUGACAGGGCCUAGCUGUGUAUAAAUGAUCCUUGCUAAAUAAAGUUUUUUGUAAGAAAAAAAAAAACCCCCAACAAAAAGCUUAUUUUCACAUUAAAAUGAAACCUCUUUUGCAACUUAAGAAUUCUAUGGAAAAGCAGUUUUUAUCAUAUUUUGUGUCCAUGUACCUUUUUCCUUAACAAAAAGGUUUACAACAAAGAAUGUAAACAAUUUGUGAUCUGGCCAGUUGUACUUUUUAGCUCCCGGAGGGAGAGAGUUGGUGGUGUUAUGGGUUGAGUAUAAAAACCAUUCAGGAAAACUUGAGGGAGCAGUCUGUUGCCAGUAAUGUUUCUUUUGUGUGCCAUUAAACCACCUCCAGAUGAGUGGGGGAACAGUCACUUUUUAAUUUUUUAAUUGUAUUUGGAAUUAACUGUUGCUGUGUACUAAGAACUUGACCUAAAUAAAAUCCCACGAAGUAUA
This is a messenger RNA of Cynocephalus volans (Philippine flying lemur), 3864 nucleotides long. RefSeq names its product abl interactor 2 (gene ABI2). The record is from RefSeq and is a predicted model, not a curated record. Gene Ontology annotation, cellular component: actin-based cell projection; SCAR complex; lamellipodium. The transcript is spliced from 11 exons. Gene Ontology annotation, molecular function: signaling adaptor activity; SH3 domain binding. Bases 212 to 1648 code for a protein of 478 amino acids. Gene Ontology annotation, biological process: neuron migration. Lineage: Eukaryota; Metazoa; Chordata; Mammalia; Dermoptera; Cynocephalidae.